UGUCCCUUGUUCCAACUGUCGGCUCUGUGAGCUUGUUUGAACCCCACUGCAGUUCCUCAAAGCAGAUGUACUACUGCUCUAAAACACACUUGUGUCAGUCCUGCCAGACCGACCAUCCGUACAAACCGUUCUAUCACGUUCUGGAGCUGAUCAUACCUACCUUGCCGGCUUUAGCUACCGACUUAAACACCGCCGCCAGAAGAGCGACUUAAAAAAAACGGAGAACGAAUGAAACUAACGUUCACGUUGGUCAACGCAACCGAAUCUGUCGACCAACCGCCACCGACGGUGACGUAUUGUAAUGGAGGAUUUCUUGUGCACGAAAAGAGGAGGAGUCUAUUUGUAAGCGAAAGGGGAGAACAGUCGGUAGAGUCCGCAAAAGCACAACUACUCAGUUGUUGUGGCAUAGCUCACUAACGGUAGUUUAACCGGUGAAGGCUCAAACCGGUGGACUCAUAACACAUCCUGACCGCAACGGGUUGUAACUUACACAACAGAGAUUUCGACAGCGGCAGGAGGAGGAGACAGUCUACAGACAACCCUUACCCUACAGACCGAGACUGGAAAUCGCGGGAACAUCGCUAGGCGACGCGAAGAGUCGAUUGUCGGAAGAAUUCUGUGGUAAAUCCAUGACCAGGACCCUUUCGGGUUGAAGGCAGCAAUGGAAGUUGUUGUGACCGAGGAGAAGAAGAAGAUUUUCCGUGCUAGGAAAACCAUGAAGAUCAGUGAUCGACAGCAACUGGAGAGUCUGCACAGCACUUUGUUGACAGCAGCUCCAGGUAUGACCGACGCAUCGCCGCCACCGCUAAUGAACGGCACGCACAAAGAGGAUGGACUGAAAGCAGGCGACAAAGAGCAAAACAACAUCUCGGACUCCAACUCACCCCAAGCUACAUCCCCUGCCUCUCCUGCUCCUUUCUUGUCCCUCAAUCUGUCCCCUUCGCCGGCAUCUUCACUAAGUCCAAAAUCAAAGGAGGAAACUCCUGCUUCUCCCACAUCACCAUUCCACUCUCUAAACUUUGAACUGAAAAAGAUGGAUGAGGACGAGCAGGACGAGCAGGAGGAGAAGGACGAGCAGGAGGAGAAGAAAGGUUCGUCCUCAUCGAAAGUGUCCGUUACACCAGCAGCGACCGAAUCCAAGGAAACCCAGGAAAAAGACACCGAGGUGACCCCAGAGAUGGAAAAGAAAAGGGAGGACCAGACUACAACAGAGGACCCAGCAGUGGAUUUGUUGAAGGAUUCUGUUAAUGGUUUGGCUCCAUGUUCGCCUGUACCACCUCCAGUAUCUGACUGCACAGAACCUAUGGACACAGAUAGUGACACUACAAAGGCCGAGGACCUUGGGGCCUCCACAGCCAAAAUAAAAGAUGAAAAGACUUCUUGCCCCAAAUCUACCUCUUCUGAUCCCUCUCUUCCUUGUCCUUCCUCGUCUCAUCCAGCGUCCUCUUCUAAAGAUCUAAAACAAGAAAAGGAAAUCAAAGAGGACAUAAAUGACAAGGAGGAUAAAAAAGAGGGUGUGAAGAAAGGAUCAACAAACGAGGAAAAGAUUGAGGGGGUAGUAAAAGUAGAGACCAAAAAGGAAAAAACUGAAGUUGGACAAACAAAAAAGCCACCUCGGCCAUCUUCCACCCCACCAUCUAAUACAGUAGUGCAAGAGGAGAAGGGCUCCACCUCGGGACUGAAGCGCACUUUAUCAGAGGGUUCCGAAAAAGAUUGCCAAACCGUUAAAAGGGAGGGGAAGAGGCCCAAGGUGGAGCGUGAGGAGUUGGAGGCACAACUGGAACUCAAAUUUACAGCAAAAGCUGGCGCUCACCAUAAACUUGAAAAGAUGGUGCAACAGCUACUAGAGGAACGGUUGAGGGCCUUGGAGUUGACCAUUUUUGACAAACAUUUCCAAGAGUUGAAGGACAGAGUAGACAAGAUUGACUGUGCCACUAAACACCAAACCGCCAUUACCACACUCCAAGCCAAGAUAAGCCGACUAACAAAAAAGUUUGGAGAGGCCAAUCAGGCGUCGGAGAACAAAAGGAAACAGGAGGCGCUUGCUGCUGCUGCUGCUGCUGCUGCUGCUGCUGCUGCUGCUGCUGCCGCCAAGACUGCAACUGUUGCAAACAACCCUCAAGUUCAACGGCCCGUCCGUACUUCCAUGGAGUUUAAGCAGAUUCCAACAACUGUUUCUACGUGCAGCACAGCUGCAAAUCCACAUACGCUAGCUCUGUCAGCUCCCGCCACAGGUCUGGCCCAUACACCCACCUCCAGUGCCAUGGUUUCACAGGCCCCCAUCCUCCAGCUGAUCACCACCACCACCUCUAAUGCUGGCUCCACCUUGGCCACUGGCAUCACCACUCAGAGUCACACAGGCACCCUGCUGCUGAAGACGGCCUCCGGGAGCAGCCUUAUGGCUGCGGGCCAGCCGCUCCUCAUCCAGCUGCCUUUAUCAAUGGCUAAUGGCCAGGCAGGAACGCUGGUCAACAUCCCUGUCUCUUCUUUAUCUGCAGCCAGCUCACUCGGCAAGUCCAAAACCACUACUUCCACCGCCACUUUUAUACUCAAGCCUGCUCCCGCUAUUACCACUUCACCAGCCUCUGCCCCAGCUGUUGCUACUGUCCCAGCGCUCCAGGCCUCCACUGGCCAGAUGUCCUCUGCUCAGCUCUCUCUUGCCCGUGCUGUGUACCAGGGGGGUGCCGGCGGGAUAACGACACCCAACGCAGGGGUAUCUGUGACCACAGCCAGGACGCCAGCUCAGUCUGUGUCUGUAGCAGGAGCUAUGUCUUCUGCCUCUUCACCUGCAACCUCGGGGCCGGCAGCAACAGGUUCCACCGCUCCAGGACCGCCACAAGGGACGUCUCUAACAUCAAAGACAGACAACCAAGCUACAGGAUCCACUCCAACCAAAGCAGCUGCUCCGGGGGCACGACCCAAAGGCUCUGUCAUUGAUCUCACCGAGGACGAUGAUGACGUACAAGUGACAGGAGUAAAGAAUGCCACUGUUGCAGCUCCCUCACCUACCCUGCGUCCUAACCCGGUCAUCAGCAUUCCCAACAGUGCAGGACCAAGGUCGUCCCCGCAAAGCAAUCAGAGCUCUACCGGCAAUCCUCAAUUGACAGUCCACCACCGCCCCCCACUGGACUCUCCACUGAAAUCCCGCACUGUAACCAAUAGUACGCCAACCCGAGUACUGCCCCCUCUCCCCGCUGCACCCGCACCUCCACGCUUACCCCCGGAGGCUGAGCGGACCUCACUUCCUCAGCAACCUCAGCUGAAGCUGGUGCCAAGUCAGACCGGUAUAGUGCUGUCCUGGUGUGUGGCAGAAACUGAUCGGACCUGUGCAGCUGUAGACAGCUAUCACCUCUAUGCCUUCCAUCAAGACAACUCCAACAGCAGUGCAGCACAGCAGCACUGGAAGAAGAUUGGGGAGGUAAAGGCCCUUCCUCUGCCUAUGGCCUGUACGCUGACCCAGUUCCAGUCUGGCUCCACUUAUCAUUUUGCUGUUCGAGCCAAAGACAUCUACGGGCGCUUUGGCUCCUUCUGUGAACCUCAGUGCACAAAUGUCAUCAAUUCCAGCUCUAGCUGAGCAGUUAAAGAAUGGAAACAAGUUUUUGCAUUUGAAAGUUCAUGACUUCUUUUACUACUUUUUAUGUUGGGAACUCAAAUAGUGUGUAUU
This is a messenger RNA of Perca fluviatilis (European perch), 3664 nucleotides long. RefSeq names its product activating transcription factor 7 interacting protein. Gene Ontology annotation, molecular function: transcription coregulator activity; protein binding. Gene Ontology annotation, cellular component: nucleus; transcription regulator complex. The transcript is spliced from 14 exons. Gene Ontology annotation, biological process: regulation of DNA-templated transcription. Lineage: Eukaryota; Metazoa; Chordata; Actinopteri; Perciformes; Percidae. The coding region runs from base 662 to 3574 and encodes 970 amino acids. The record is from RefSeq and is a predicted model, not a curated record.